Linum trigynum is the source of this 3973-nucleotide messenger RNA. NCBI's taxonomy places the organism in Eukaryota, Viridiplantae, Streptophyta, Magnoliopsida, Malpighiales, Linaceae. The record is from the annotation of a GenBank genome assembly.
UCGAGCACCCACCGGCCCACCGCCCGAUCGGACCUUUUACGCAACAAAAUGAGGGAGUAGUUUUUCCGUCGAACGAAUCGGAGGGAGUAUCCACCCAUCUCCUCAACUCAAGUUGCAAACGCCAAUCCCACGGGCCAAGAGAAAUGGCGAACUGGACUGACAAUGAAAUGGGGGAGUUUGUUCUUCGGAAUUCAACACCAGCGGCAGCAUUUCAGGACCCGACAUUCAAAAGGGUUCGAGUCAGCUUUCAGUGGGGUGGAAGUGGAACCGUUUCAGCUUCGUGAGUACUCCUUAAUUAAUUACCGCCCUAGUUACAAAAUUCAACCUUUAUCCCUUUUUUGUUGCCUACUCUUAUUAUUAUGGGUCCUAGCUAGCUAGGGUGCCUAAAAUGUUGAUGAAUGCUGCUGAAAGCUAUGGUUAAACGGAGAAUUGGGUCCCAGAAAUUAGUCAUCGUUCAACUUCUUUGCCGUUUGGGAUGUAAAAGCAGUGAUCUUUCAAGAGUUUCUCUGUCAAUUUUACUGUCUACUGCAUUAAUUUCUAACUCAAACGUCAUUCUCUUACAGAUUUCUGUUGGCCCUGAAUCAGACUGGGAGGAGGCUCCCAAUACAGACGACAUUCCUGUUGGCAUUUAUGUUCAUCAGCACCCCAGCACUUCCGUUCACAAUCCUGAGGUUAGUGUUCUUUUAAUUCUUAUGAGUUUACCUAGGCGUAAUUUCCCAUGUUCUUAAUCUGCUUCUGUUCUCUUUAUACCCUAAACUCAAUUGGUACUGGAUCGGUUUUGGCAUCAAACCUCUUAAUCGCACUUCCUCAACCAAUUCCAGGUUGUCCAACUCUCUUAUUAUCAAUCUAAAUCACUUUUACCAUUCAUUUAGUUGGGCUUUUUUUACAAAAUUGGUUCCCUUCCUUCCUUUGAGUGCCUCGCUUGCUAAUGUUCGUCGUGAAACCGGACUGCCUGGCCAAUGCACUUCACAAUUCAUUCUUGGGUAGUCUCAUUUGCCUUGCAAUCGGAGGUUCGAUGGUAGUAAAAGAGAUUAGAGCCAUGGGAUCGACAAACUGGGGUUGUAACUUGCAUUGCCUUGGAUAUUGGCUUACUAUAGGUUUCCUCUUCUUCUUCUUCUUCUUCUUCACAAUACUAUCCAUAUCUCUCCUUGGGAACUUGGCAAUGAAUCAUAAGUUUUUUUUUUUUUUGGCAAAUUCUCUACUUUAAUUUGCCUAGUCAAGCUCUUCAGUUUCUCUCACCCUGCUCCUGCUGAAAAGGAGUUGAGAACUUUUCUCUAUCUAUAAUGAUUUUGCUUCCAUCAAACUGAAAAUGGCCUUUGGGCCUUUGCAGUUUGCAUGACCAUAACAUAAAGAUUUUCAAGUCUGAUUCUUGAUAGUUUAUGGGCCCUUUUUCAUAUGCAGGAUUUCCAUUAUGUACAUUGGCUUCUUUGAAAUGUUGCAUUAGGAAAAGAUCCCCACUUUAUGAUGCCUAAAGUCAAACUUGGCGGCUUUGAUGUCAAGUGGUAGAGUAUUAUGGGUCAGGACAACCAACUUGGAAUAUUAGAUGCGUGUCUAUUAUUCUUUUUGUAUAGUUUAAAAUUUGCAGUCUGGUUAGACAACAUUAUUAGUUUACAUCUGCAGCUCUUCAGUUCUCUCGUAACAAGGUUUGUUGUUGAUAUAGAUGAGUUUUGAUUGUGAUGUGUGUGGAGCAGUCAACUUCACAAUAUCCUUUUUGUUACUUGUUUACCUAUUCUUCCUUUGAUGCUUCCUUUUCCUAAAAUUCCAAAGGAGACUUUGGGUUCCUAGAAACAUGGCUCUCAAAGAAUGUUCAACUAGUUGACUUUCAACGUCCCCAUUAUCAGCCAGAGACAAGUCUUAAAAUACCUCAACCCUGCAAAGACAGAAACAAAUAUCCUCAAUUUGCCACAAUGGGGUUCCUUCCUUUUGCCUUCUGUUUUCUCUUGUUCUUCUUGUGCAGUGUUCAGGCUCAGCAACCUUAUAUUGGGCAGGGGACGAACGACUGUUCGGUCACAACAAAUUCAGCCCUGGGAUACUCCUGCAAUGGCGUCAACAGGACCUGCCAAAGCUACCUCACCUUCAGAGCUCAACCUCCAUACACAACUGUUGAUUCCAUCUCCACCCUCCUGGGAUCUAACCCAUCUCAGCUGGCGGCAAUCAACUCUGUCCCUCAAACAGCAACCUUCGACAGAAACCAGCUAGUUCUUGUUCCUGUUACUUGCUCGUGUUCAGGUCAGUACUACCAGGCAAACACAUCUUACGUUGUUCAGCCUGGAGAAAGCUUCUUCCUUAUCGCUAAUGAUACUCUACAAGGACUCUCAACUUGCCAAGCUAUUAGAAAUGGGACUAGGGGAACAACAGUCAAUAUAUUUCCCGGUCAAAGACUCAAUGUUCCUCUUAGAUGUGCUUGCCCUACGAGGAACCAAACUGGCCAAGGGAUCAAUUACAUCUUGAGUUAUUCGGUCACUUGGGGGGAUAUGGUUUCAACGGCGAGUUCGAGAUUUGAUGGUGAUACUGGCUGGACUCUUCAGGCCAAUGGACUUACAGAGCAGAGUGCAACAAUCUUCCCAUUCACUACUCUUUUGAUCCCACUGCAAAACCCUCCUUCUAGUAUCCAAACUGUGUCUCCACCACCACCUCCAGCUUCCCCUCCCCCUCCUCCUCCGGUCGAGCCAUCUACACCUGGAUCCAGCUCCAGCAAGACGUGGGUCCAUGUCGUUGCUGGUGUUGUUGGAGGGGUCUUUGCUACUUUGGCUGUUGUUGGGACUGUGGUUUACUGUCUGUGGUUCCGAAGAAGGAAGGCGAAGUUGGAGCCAGCUGGUACUACUUCCGAGAGCUUCGAGGCUGUGGAGAAGAAGUCUAUGAAGAAUAAAGGAGAGGAAGAGCCUGAAGGUUUCUUCUUGGAGAGGUUAUCUAGUAUUGCUCAGUCCAUUCAAGUUUACACAUAUGAGGAGGUGGUGGCUGCCACUGAUAAUUUCAGCCCCAAAUGUUUGAUCAACGGUUCUGUUUAUCAAGGCAAGAUUAAUGGUGAUCUUGCUGCUAUAAAAAAAAUGGAUGGGGAUGUGACCAAGGAGAUAAAUUUACUCAACAAGAUCAACCAUUCCAAUAUCAUUCGUCUCUCUGGUGUCUGUUUUAAUGAUGGCAAUUGGUAUCUGGUUUAUGAGUUUGCUGCGAAUGGAGCUUUGAGUGAUUGGAUCUAUUCAUCCAGCAACGGUGGAAAGAUAUUGACUUGGACUCAAAGAAUCCAGAUUGCUGUGGAUGUAGCUUUGGGACUCGACUAUUUACACAGUUUCACGAGUCCUCCACAGGUUCACAAGGAUAUAAAAGCUGGGAAUGUGCUUCUCGAUGGUGAUUUCAGGGGCAAGAUAGCAAACUUGGCACAUGCAAGAUCAGCCGAAGGACAGGAUGGCGACUUCAACCUUACAAAGCACAUUUUCGGGACGAAAGGUUACAUGGCUCCCGAGUAUUUGGAGAAUGGUCUGGUUUCUGCAAAGAUUGAUGUUUUUGCAUUUGGAGUUCUUCUUCUGGAGAUGAUAACUGGGAAAGAAGUUGCUUCCUUGUAUAAGGAGGGAAUUGAUGGUUUGUCCGGUGUUGUAAAUGAAGUUCUUCUUUCUGAAGAUGGAGGAGAUAAUAUCACUGGAUUUCUUGACCCAUCAAUGGAAGGGAACUUUCCAUUAGAGUUUGCUGGCUUUGUAGUGAGGCUGGUUGAUGGCUGUCUGAAAAAGAACUCUCGGGAGCGUCCAGCUAUGAGCGAGCUCGCUCAAUCUCUUUCAAGAAUCUUGACGGCUUCACAUUCAUGGGAGUUGUCUAACAACAUCUCAGAGUAUAGGAAUCUCAAAGAUGAAACUUGACAAGUCAGCAUUCUUUGUAUAUUGUGAUGUUUUUUCCCCGUCUUCUGAUCUUUGUCCUUUGCAUUUGGCAUAUACAUAAAACUUGGAUCAUUUCCCUCUUUUCAUAGUAAACUAGUAUCAAUACC